CACACAAAAUAGAGUAGGUAAGAAAUUAGGAGUAGUAAAAUGUAGAACGCCCAACGGCAAAACAGAAAAGAGGAAAAGGAGAGAAAUUGUAUAACGGCAGAACUGAGACGGGCAGGCAAGCAGGCAGGCAGCGGUGUGUUGGAUUUUCUGGUCACUGCUACCAGUCCCAGAGUAACGCCCAUACUUCCUCUAACAUUCAUUCUAUACUAAUCAAAUCAAAUACUCAUACAAGAUUGUUACGGUGGCGAAGCACAGAAAUCUCAUCCAAGAUCAAUGAGGUUCGGCGAGAAUACGAAGUACAUCAACACCGACAUCAAGGAGAAGAGCUCCGCUUUCUUUCUCUUCCAUGGUUCUUGCUUAGAUGGCCGGCUUGCAAUUGAGUUGGCAACCUAAUCUUCCUCGCCUUAAACGCAAAAAUGGCGUCCCUUUAGGGUUGAAGAAUCUUGGCAAUUCUUGUUAUCUUAAUUCUGUUCUUCAAUGUCUUACUUAUACUCCUCCUCUCGCCAAUUUCUGCCUCAACAAUCUCCACUCUUCUUCCUGUGAUGCGACCUCUGCGCCUUAUAAAAAACGGGACUGCGCUUUCUGUAUAUUAGAGAAACGAAUUGUACGUUCACUGAGUAUUGAUUUAGCACUUGAUGCACCAGCAAAGAUUGUGAAUUGUCUCUGGAUAUUUGCUGAGCACUUCAAGUGUGGCAGGCAGGAGGAUGCACAUGAGUUUCUCCGUUAUGUUAUUGAUGCCUGUCACAAUACAUGUCUUCGUUUGAAGAAAUUACAUCCGCAGCAUGUUAAUAAAGUCACUAAUGGAAGCCAAGGAGAGAGUGUUAGUGGUAAUAGUAUUGUGAAGGAUAUUUUUGGGGGUUCUCUUCAAAGUCAAGUGAAAUGCCUUUCUUGUGGAACUGAGUCUAAUAAGAUCGAUGAGAUCAUGGAUAUUUCUCUUGAAAUAUCCAACUGCAGUUCGCUUAAAGAUGCCAUGAAAAAGUUUUUUGAGGCUGAAACUCUAGAUGGUAAUAAUAAAUACAAAUGCGAGAGAUGCAAGAAACUAGUGCGAGCUAAAAAACAAAUGUCGAUUUUUCAAGCACCAAAUGUUCUUGUAGUUCAACUGAAGAGAUUUGAGGGAGCAUUUGGCGGGAAGAUAGAUAAGGUGAUUGCAUUUGAAGACAUUUUGGUACUUUCGAGCUUCAUGUGCAAAGAAAGUCAGGAUCCUCACCCUAAGUAUAGCCUGUUUGCCACAAUUGUGCAUUCAGGUUAUUCACCGGAGUCUGGGCAUUAUUAUGCAUACAUUAAGGAUGCCCUGGGUCGUUGGUAUUGCUGCAACGAUUCGUAUGUAACAUUGUCAACACUGCAAAAAGUUCUUUCAGAGAAAGCUUAUAUUCUAUUUUUUGUUCGAACUAGCCAGCGGCCUGUUUCUGUGACAAAUGGAGUGAAGCCUCACGAAACUAAUGGAAAUAGCAUUUCUAAAUCUCCUAGAAUUUCUGCUCCUGUGAAAGAAAUGAAUAUGAAAUCAUCUAAUGCACUUUCUCUUGUUAAAGGCGUUACAGUUGCAAGUAAAAGUAAGGAUGCUUCUGGCAAUCUGCAAAAUAAGUUCUCUGGCAUCUCUAUUACUGUGGCAAAAAAAGUUUCUGGUUGUGAUAAUGGGAUCACUGAUAUUCAGAAAAUGGAACCUGUUGCAAUUAAUGGAAAGUUGGUCCACUCUGUUUCUAAGCAGAUGAAUGGAAACCAUACACAUUCAGAGGAAGAAAAGAAUGGAAUUUGUAGGAAUGGAGAACAGAAUGAGGUUUUAAGAAGCCGGGUUUUGGUAAAUGGUGAUGGUAAUCUUAAUAAUGGGACUCCUCAUACUGUUGAAGGAUGUACUGAUCAGCACACUGGUUUAAAACGCAGAGAGACUUCAGGGAAGAUACUUAAGAAUGGGAUCACCCAUAAUGGUCAUAGUAAUGACAAUAUUGAUGUUACUGAUUCCAAAAGAAAAUCGGAAAGCAGAGAGACUGCAGGGAAGAGGCUUGAUAAUGUUGUCACUCAUAAAAGUCUGACUGAUAUGAGUAUAAGUGUUUCCGGCUCCAAAAGAAAGUUGAAAGAUAGGGACUUAUGCAUUUUGCUUGCCAAGGAUGCUGAAUCCCGGGCAAGAGUUGAAGAAUUCAAAGAAGUUCUUAAGAAGGAGGCAUCGUUAAAUCUGAAAAAAUGUGGCUGGUAUGAUGAUGUAUAUAAAUACAUGAGAUCAAGGAAGAGGCACUGUAUGGACGCUUGUGACGCAACAGAUACCAGCGGGCAAAAGCAAAUGUUGAUUGCUGAUGCCAAAGCUUUUAUUUCUCAAAUUCCUGGAUCUCUGAAAGCGAGCCUAAUAGAACACAUUAGAUCAUUUAGCAGCCAAAACUAGUUCAUUGUUGUUACUUGCAAAUUCGCAGGGCAAAAGAAGGUAAUGCCACUUACCAUUUUAUAUAAUGCAAACUCGCAUGCGACCAGGAGUAGUAAACUUGUUUGUAAAAUCUGGGAUGCGUGUUAUAAGGAUCACCCAUUUGUACUGGGUGGCGCUUGAUGAAGAUAUGACUAUUUUCUUCGCAUUCCUCUGCUGAAAGGAAGUGAUACUUGUCGGAUGGAUAAUUUUUGAGGAUUGAGAUGUUAGAAUUUCUAAAGGUUUUGCUCGGUUCGGCUGUUGAAUGAACAGAGAUGCUCGGAAAUUGAUGUAUUAUGUUCUGUGUAUGAUAUUCUCUUUGGUUCUACCUUUAACUAUCCCAUUUUAUGGAUGUGCAACAAUUUUAUCCAUGAAAAUGUGGCCGGAGAUAUGGAUGUAUACACCAGCUCUGAGUUUUUGUAUGAUUUUGUUCAUCGCUAGGUUGCAUUCAUAUACUACAGUUCUGCAUAGUGGUUGUUUGCAUCCUUUACUAAUGUUUUAGCGCUUUUCGACUAUUACACAGUUUUGAGAUCAACAAUGCGAUCAUAUCACAAAUUAUUUUUCGGCUACUUUCUGUGCUACAAGAAUUUGUACCCCGAAAAAAGCUGUAGAAGAGGUGCGAUAUAGAUGGGAACUAAUUCAAGUCAUUGAUGCUAUUUUUACAUGACUUCAAUGAGUAUAUUUUUAUAUAAUUGAUGAAUUUUCUG
Messenger RNA from Amaranthus tricolor (Joseph's coat), 3093 nucleotides. RefSeq names its product ubiquitin carboxyl-terminal hydrolase 25. NCBI's taxonomy places the organism in Eukaryota, Viridiplantae, Streptophyta, Magnoliopsida, Caryophyllales, Amaranthaceae. The record is from RefSeq and is a predicted model, not a curated record. Gene Ontology annotation, molecular function: cysteine-type deubiquitinase activity; cysteine-type endopeptidase activity. Gene Ontology annotation, cellular component: nucleus; cytosol. The transcript has 8 exons. Gene Ontology annotation, biological process: protein deubiquitination. The coding region runs from base 362 to 2371 and encodes 669 amino acids.